AACGAUCUGAUCGCUAUAGAUCUAGUUCUUCUCUUUCUGGUUGAAUGGGCUCUGUAGACAUCUACACAGUAUUCAUAAUUUGUCUCUAGUAGACUGCACAUGAUAAGGCUCUGUGUCAACAGUCAUGAAUACUUCGCCCAGUCAGAAAAGGUUACACAUGUCUGGAGGUGCAGAUAUUACCGCGGGUCUAGUUCAGAGAGUUUGAAUUGAAUACACAAAUUUCAAAGGAAAUCUUGCGGAUAAUUUCAAUGGCGUCGCUCAAUACAGAGUUGCCUUCCUUACUCAUAGCGACAUUUUUAAAAAACUCAUUUUCAAACCUUGGCAGAAGUAUCACAGCUCUCUGCCCCUUCAAUGUUUUGGAUUUGAAUGUAAAUACAAAUGACUUUCAAGCUAUUCACUGCACUUUAUUAAUGGAGCCCAGCGACUGGUAGAAAUGUGUAACCUCUAUUGGCUACGCUCUUGGAAAUUUCACUCAAUGAAGAUGAGAACCUCCAGGGUGCUCAAGUUCAUCAUUUUGUUUGCAUUUUGUGGCAUGUCGACUGUUUCUAUUUACAUACUUUUGGAAUUUUUACCAGAGCUAGAAGCUCCUCAGGAUCUUGCUCUUCACCGUCUUGUUGCAUUCCCCAAGUCUGUGGUUGCACUGAAAACUACUCAAAGUGUAACUUUUCAAAACUUGGGAACAAUAAUCAAAGAAAUAUCUAAACCUGUGGAAACAAACCAAGGUUUGCACAUAGGUUUUGACAAUAUAGGCAACAAACAACGAUAUUUAAUAUACAGGUGUGACACGGGGAAAAUGGGAAACUGUUCUGAUUGGUUUGACAUAUUUAAAGGCAUAGAAACCAGUUACCUUAUCGCCAAUUUAACUGGUCGAAUAUUUAAAGCAGAGAUUCACGGCUUACCGUGUAAACUUGAAGACUUCAUGGCACCAUUAAACGUUAGUUGGAGUCUCAAGUCAUCGUUCCACUCAGUGCUGAACAAAGGCAUGGCAGGUGUUGGCCUAAGAAUUAUGGACAACAAUCACCCAUUUUAUAAUAACAUACAGACAAUGAAUUGGACUGAGUUUGCUCAAGAACAUUUCGAUUAUGUCUAUUUCAAAUCUAACCUGGAUUCUAUUCCUGGAUUCCAAAACAGUGUUCUGUACAAACAUGAACUAUCGUGGAUGUUUGGUGUCAGAAAGGAUCGCAUUCACGCAUUUCUGUUUCAUCGUCUGUUUACACUGAGUCAUCGACUCAAAAAGACAUUAGACAUAUACAUUUAUUCUAUUCUGCCGUCGAAUGAACAUAAACUACUAUGUGUGGACUUAACCACUCACGUGACCAACUCUCAGUUUAAUGCCCAGCAGCUAACGAUGGUUUGGAAUUUUCUGAGAAUUCAUUCGGAGACCAAUAUUCAUAAGAUCUUUUUGUUGACGGAUUCCUGGGAAGUUUUGUCUAGAGCAAGACGUGAGCGAUUUAAAGAUCGACUUGUUGAAAGUCCAAUGUUGAGUUUAAGAAGAGACGACCCUCUACAACAGGUGUGUGACCGGCUAGAAGCUCAAAUAUUUCAUCAGCACUUGAUGGUCAACUGUGACAUUUUAGUGGUCAGCAAUUAUGGCAUUGGUCGUCUUGCUGCCUAUUUAAGAAGAACAGAUGACGGGUUAUUCUGUUUAACAAGUAAAGGUCAGAUACAUCCUUGUAUUGCCGAGUCUUUUCAUCACUUUUUUCCAAGUCAUACAUGAAUCAGGAUGCGAGAACAUUUCUAACAUAGUUUACUGCAGGAGAGAGUUCAAAACAUUUCUAGCAUAGUUUACUGCAGGAGAGAGUUCAAAACAUUUCUAGCAUAGUUUACUGCAGGAGAGAGUUCAAACGAAUGUAUCGUAUGCCUAAGUUUAGAUAUAUGCAAGCUUUUUCAUAACAAUAAACCAUUUGAAAACAAUUAUUAAAGAACCCAUACGUUUGAUGUAUAGGCCUACUAUUAAAUGAAAGAAAUUUAAAAAAAUGCCUGUUUACAUGCAUUGCUUACAAAUCAACGGACCCAUAAUCAUUGGCUAAAGGAACGUUUCCGCUGAUCGACUAAACGUGGAUGUAAGGUUUCGUCCUGCAAUGGGCAUGCAGAUAUUUGGCAUGCUAAGUCAAACAUUACAUUUAAUCAAACUCUACGAUUUCAUCUAUUAUGUUGAUAUUUAUAAUAAAAAACAAACAAAAACAAA
Molecule: messenger RNA, 2188 nt
Organism: Biomphalaria glabrata
Lineage: Eukaryota; Metazoa; Mollusca; Gastropoda; Planorbidae
Exons: 3
Coding region: 434-1717 (427 amino acids)
Source: RefSeq, a predicted model, not a curated record